This is a messenger RNA of Thalassophryne amazonica, 4123 nucleotides long. RefSeq names its product delta-1-pyrroline-5-carboxylate synthase-like. Bases 355 to 2697 code for a protein of 780 amino acids. Gene Ontology annotation, molecular function: glutamate-5-semialdehyde dehydrogenase (NADP+) activity; ATP binding; glutamate 5-kinase activity. The transcript has 18 exons. Lineage: Eukaryota; Metazoa; Chordata; Actinopteri; Batrachoidiformes; Batrachoididae. The record is from RefSeq and is a predicted model, not a curated record. Gene Ontology annotation, cellular component: cytoplasm; mitochondrion.
AACGAGUUGUCGUUGAUGCCGGUGUUUUGGUUUGGGAAAAUUAAAAUGUAAUUUAAUGACGGCGUUUUUCACAGUGACGUGAUAACCACCGGUGUGUAAAAGUGAAUCUUGUGAUUUAUUCACCGCCUCUGAUGGUGUGUUCGUGAAAUAGACGGUUUAAUGUUCGCGCUCGUGCGCUUUCUUUGAGGUGUAAACAGCGCGCACAGUUUCAUCAGCAUUUUCAGGUUCAGGGGGCGGAGCUUCGACAGGCGUCACCUCGGUUCAAAUUUUUGCCACAAACGAGACAGGAAGACCACCUUAAAGAGGAUAAACAUCACUUUCACAGGACAGGACACACUAAGACUUUAAGAAACCAUGUUGUUGCAGAGGCUUACUGUGUGUUCUGGGAUUUUUCUGUAUUCACCAACAACUGGCUGUCGGGUUUUUACCAGAUAUCUGACACAAGUCUCCCGUAACAGGCACCAUGGAAGCUCCUUUGCUCAUCGCAGUGAACUCCGUCAUGCAAAGAGAAUUGUAGUCAAGCUUGGCAGUGCUGUGGUCACCCGUGGCGAUGAAUGUGGCUUGGCUCUUGGGCGGCUGGCAUCCAUUGUUGAGCAGGUGGCCAUGCUACAGAACCAAGGCAGGGAGAUGAUGAUUGUCACCAGUGGAGCUGUAGCCUUUGGCAAGCAGAGACUAAGACAUGAAAUCCUGCUUUCCCAGAGUGUCCGACAGGCCCUGCAUUCUGGACACAAUCAUCUCCAAGACAUGUCUCUGCCGGUGUUGGAAGCCCGGGCCUGUGCUGCAGCUGGACAGAGCGGUCUCAUGGCUUUGUAUGAGGCCAUGUUUACCCAGUACAGCACCUGCACUGCACAGGUUCUAGUGACAAAUGUGGACUUCCACGAUGACCAAAAGAGGCGGAACCUGAGCAGCACCCUGCAGGAGCUGCUGCGCAUGAACAUUGUACCCAUCAUCAACACCAACGACGCUGUGGUGCCUCCACCGGAACCCGACAGCGACUUGCAGGGGGUGAUCAGUAUCAAGGACAAUGACAGUCUGGCAGCGAGGCUAGCUGUGGAGAUGAAGGCUGACCUUCUCAUUGCGCUCUCUGACGUGGAAGGACUGUACAACAGCCCCCCUGGAACAGAUGAUGCAAAACUCAUUGAUAUCUUCUAUCCUGGAGACCAGCAGUCCAUCACCUAUGGGACAAAGUCCAGAGUUGGGCUUGGAGGUAUGGAAGCCAAGGUCAAGGCUGCACUGUGGGCAUUGCAAGGCGGCACCUCAGUGGUCAUCGCGAAUGGCACCAACCCAAAAGUAACGGGUCAGGUCAUCACAGACAUUGUGGAGGGUAAGAAGGUGGGCACCUUCUUCUCUGAGAUCAAACCUGCUGGCCCCACUGUGGAGGACCAGACAGAAAUGGCACGUAGUUCUGGAAGAACCCUGGCAUCUCUGCUGCCAGAGCAGAGGAGUGAGAUCAUCUGUCAGCUCGCAGACUUGUUGACUGGGAAGAAGGAUGAGAUUCUGGCUGCCAACAAAAUGGACAUGAACUUGGCUGUCAGUGAAGGACAUUUGCCACCAGCUAUGUUGAAGCGGUUGAGCCUGUCACCAGCCAAACUCAACAGCCUGGCGAUAGGCCUGCGUCAGAUCGCUGUGGCGGCCCAGGACUGCGUCGGCCGUGUGCUGCGCAGGGCCAGGGUGGCUCAAAAUCUGGAACUGGAGCAGGUCACUGUGCCCAUUGGAGUUCUGCUGGUCAUCUUUGAGGCCCGACCCGACUGCCUGCCACAGGUGUCGGCAUUGUCCAUAGCCAGUGGCAACGCCCUCCUCCUGAAGGGUGGAAAGGAAGCAGCCAACACCAACCGUGUCCUCCACCAGCUCACCCAGAAGGCACUUUCCAUGCACGGAGUCAGCGAGGCCGUGCAACUGGUGAGCACACGAGAGGAGGUGGAGGAUUUAUGCCGACUGGACAAGAUGAUCGACCUGAUUAUCCCACGAGGCUCUUCCCAGCUGGUUCGGGACAUUCAGCGGGCCGCCAAGGGCAUUCCAGUGCUGGGUCACAGUGAGGGAAUCUGUCAUGUCUACGUGGACGCAGACGCCAACUUUGACAAAGUCAUCAAAAUCGUCAGAGAUUCAAAGUGUGACUAUCCGGCUGCGUGCAAUGCCAUGGAAACACUGCUCAUUCACCGAAACAUCCUCCGGACGCCUCUGUUUGACCAGAUCAUCGACAUGCUGCGCACUGAACGUGUGAAGAUCCACGCUGGCCCUCAGUUUGCUUCGUACCUUGCUUUCAGCCCAUCAGAGGCAAAGUCCAUGCGGAAGGAAUAUAGUGAGCUGGCGUGCUGUAUCGAGGUGGUGGACAGCAUGCAGGAGGCCGUGGACCAUAUCCACAAAUACGGCAGCUCACACACUGAUGUGAUCAUCACAGAAAACGAGAGCACAGCGGAGCAGUUCCUGCAGAAAGUGGACAGCGCUUGUGUUUUCUGGAACGCCAGCUCACGUUUUGCAGACGGUUAUCGGUUUGGACUUGGAGCUGAAGUUGGAAUUAGCACAGCGCGUAUCCAUGCCCGAGGCCCGGUGGGUCUGGAGGGGUUACUGACCACUAAGUGGGUCCUGAGAGGAGACGGGCACAUGGCAGCUGACUUCUCUGAGAAUGGUACUAUGAAGUAUAUCCAUGAGAAUCUGCCAGUUGGGGAGGCGCUCUCUGGACAGAGGGACAGAAACUAGACCAGACACUUGCACACUCAUUCGGACAUAAUGUUGGAUGCACCUUUGACCAACGGCUGCUGCCAGGAGAUUUGUUGCAUUUAAUAGCUGAUGUCACCUUUCAGAAGACUGAUACUCUCAACAUACUCUCAUCGUCAGCAGUACCUGCUCUUUAUGCUGAAACCUUUUUUGAGUUUACAUUAGCUUUAACUCCUGUUAUGGUAUGUUAAAAUAUUUUUAGCCCAGCAGUGAUAGUUUUACAACCUCUAGCAAAAAUUAUGGAGUCAGUGUGCUUAGAGGACAUUUGCACAGAUUUGUUAUUUGUAGCAAAUAAACAAAUUACACAUGACAGAAAUCCACAUUUGUUAAAUAGCUGAACAUUCUGGCUUCAUUAAAAAAAACAAACUAAAACUAGCUAAAUUUGAUUAUUACUCUGAGCGACAUAUUUCUUUGCAGAUCAAGUAGAGAGAAAAAUUCUGGAACAGCUCGAUGGUAUCAUCAGCAACCAGAAUCAGUGUCGUGUUGUUGCUUCUCAGCAUUUUAACUCUUUGAGUUAUGGACUUCAGUGUGAUCAGUAAUUCUCCAUGGUAAAUGGACUGCAUUUAUAUAGUGCUUUUCCAAAACGCGCUACAAUAAUGCCUCACAUUUACCCCGAUGUCAGGGUGCUGCCAUACAAGGUACUCACUACACAUUGGGAGCAACUAGGGAAUUAAGGACCUUGCCCAAGGGCCCUUAGUGAUUUUCGGUCAGGCUGGGAUUUGAACUGAGGAUCCUCUGGUCUCAAGACUAAUGCUUAACCACUAGACCAUUACCUCUCCCAUCCAUCCAACUAGUUCCAACUUUCUUGAAUAGCAGUUGAUACUUCAGUCCUUCUUUGGUGGCACUUAGAAGGGUUUUGGUUUUUCUGAUCAUGACAUUGAAUGUAGAUACUUUGUGUUUGGUGUCAGAUGGUAGACGGUAUUUAAAGUCCAAAGGGUCAGAAAACCUCUCCAUUGACCAUUGUUGCAGUCCAAUCUACCACCUGUUGUUUGGUAAAAAGCAUGGAGAACUUGUUGGAACCCAACUCACAGCUGUGAUUCCAGCUAGUCAUUUCAGUUUUUAUACCUUUUUGAUAAAUUUUGCUAUGGUAUUAAUGUGAGUCCGCUGAAUGUUAUUGCCAUUCGUAACAUAUCUCCUUUCUCUACAGUCUUACUGACUGACUGCAAGUGGUGUAGUAUAUUCUUCCCUCCGUUUUGAUGACGCGUCAUCUAAUUUUACUCCAAACACUUGGAGCUGGCAGUUUAUAUGGUUGAUGUUUUGUUACUGACUCCGGGCCCGGCCUUGUUGCUUGGCACGUGUACAGAAACAUGGGAGGUCUCCUCUCAUGUAAACAUGUUCUCAAAAGUUUUUGUCAUCGGGUCUGUCUGUCAUCGAGCGCAGGCUGAUUCUGUUAAUUAGUGGAGAUGUG